Nymphaea colorata (pocket water lily) is the source of this 2426-nucleotide messenger RNA. RefSeq lists its product as uncharacterized. Lineage: Eukaryota; Viridiplantae; Streptophyta; Magnoliopsida; Nymphaeales; Nymphaeaceae. The record is from RefSeq and is a predicted model, not a curated record. The transcript has 4 exons. The coding region runs from base 611 to 2020 and encodes 469 amino acids. Gene Ontology annotation, molecular function: hydrolase activity, hydrolyzing O-glycosyl compounds. Gene Ontology annotation, biological process: carbohydrate metabolic process.
UAAGCGGAGAGUUGCCGUCACUGUGCAGAGAACCAAACAGCGAGAAGACAACGCAUAUAUGCCCUGUUGGCUCUUACCCUUGUUGGAAAUGAGACUCUUCUUUUCUGGUAAUGCAUGCUUAAGAUGCUUCUGAUCUAGAAUUCUCGUUCUGUUUAUGGCGUUGAACUUAACGAGAGAGAGAGAGUUUUAACGCAGACCGAGGGCGCUUUGGAUUCUCUGGAGACGCCAACAGGCCAUCCGAUAACCAACCGGCAAGGGGGUUGGGAGAUCGAGUCAUCCCCUCAAGUUGCAGCAGCAAGCUAGCUUCAAACAAGAAAGGGCCCUCCCUCCGCUCCCAUUUGGGAUCUGUGAAUAUCGAUUCCUGUCAUUGAAUCGGCUACUGCUGCAGGAAAUCUCACUCUGAUUCCUUGUUCCUUUCUUCUCCCCCUUUUCACCAAUGGUGGAAAGAGCAGCGGCUACCAUCCCCGCAAAUACUUCUCGCAUUGCUAGGUUCCUUUCGGAGUGAGAAACGACUGGUACAUGAAUCUUGUUUUUGGACUGGAUCUGUAGAUGUCGCCAUUUCUUUCCAGUGCAGCUUAGUUCUGGAGAUAAAAGAAAAAGUUGGGAGAAUAUGAAGAUGACGAGGAACAAAAACAGGAAAUCAAAUUAUUUGCAUUGCAAUGCAGGAAACAGAUGCCCAGUGUCUGUUAUUGUGUGGAGCUUGGUCGGGCUUGUUCUUUUGGUCCAUUUCUAUUCCGUACUUCACCAGAGGGGUUGGAGAGGAGAGGUUCAGGUUCGUCCCAAUCUUGUUUUGGCGAAUAGGGAGCUUGAGCAGAUAGAGGAGGAGGCAUUCCAGUUCCCUUCAAGAAACAGACGGCAGGCACGUCCGGGAAAGCAGAGAGCUAGGCGGAUUUCUGUCAUAGAUGAGUUUCUUGAUAAGGCGUCAAAAACAAGGUACACGUUCUUUCCGGACCGAUCCACUGCUAUAAAUCCAUUGACGGCACCAGCUAAGGAUAGGCUGUAUUUUUCUCCGGCCAAAAUAUGGCUGGACACUGAUGGUAAACCAAUUCAAGCACAUGGAGGAGGAAUUUUAUACAUCGAGAGCUCUGGAACGUUCUAUUGGUAUGGAGAAAAUAAGGAUGGUGUUACCUACCAUGCCCACAGAAAAGGAGCUGCUCGGGUUGACAUCAUUGGAGUGAGCUGCUAUUCUUCCAAGGACUUGUGGACUUGGAAAAAUGAAGGAAUCGUACUGCAUGGUGAGGAAAAGAAUGUUAGUCAUGACCUGUACAAGAGUAAUGUUCUUGAGAGGCCAAAGGUAAUUUACAACAGUAAAUCGAACAAGUAUGUUAUGUGGAUGCAUAUUGACAAUGGAAACUAUACCAAAGCUGCUGUUGGGGUAGCCAUAAGUGAUUCACCUACUGGACCUUUCAAGUAUCUCUACAGCAAACGGCCUCAUGGUUUUGAUAGUCGGGAUAUGACAAUUUUCAAAGAUGAUGAUGAAAAAGCCUACAUUAUCUACUCAUCGCAGGACAACAGUGAACUUCAUGUUGGCCCACUUACGGAUGAUUACCUCGAUGUUACAAGGGUAAUGAGAAGGAUUUUAGUUGGGCAACAUAGAGAAGCACCAGCUUUGUUCAAGCAUCGGGGUACAUAUUACAUGAUAACAUCAGGUUGCACAGGUUGGGCACCUAAUGAAGCACUAGCUCAUGCAGCUGAGUCGGUUAUGGGUCCAUGGGAAACGCUGGGAAAUCCUUGUAUAGGUGGCAAUCACAUAUUUCGGACAACAACCUUCUUCUCACAGAGUACCUUUGUGUUAUCUUUGCCAGGAUUAUCUGGUUCUUUCAUAUUUAUGGCUGACAGAUGGAAUCCUGCUGAGCUUAGGGAUUCAAGGUACGUCUGGUUGCCUUUGACUGUUGGUGGAGCUGCUGAUCAACCACUGGAGUACAGUUUUGGUUUCCCCCUGUGGUCCAGAAUCUCAAUCUAUUGGCACAGGAAAUGGAAGCUUCCUGAUGGAUGGAAGGUUAGACAGCUCCAUGACUAAGUUCAAGUGGGAGACACAUGUUGCUUGCCAUUGUCUUGGUCUGGAUUUACUGUGUGUACAGCAAUCUCUCUUGAAGUCCAUAUUUGAUAGGUUGUUCUUAAAUGGAACCUUUCCUACCACACGAUGAUAACCAAACACGAUCUCUUUUUCCCAUGAAGCUGGUGCAGCGUGGAAAAAGAGAACUUUAUCUACGGGUGCCACAUAACUAAAAGAUCGGAAAGAUAGGAUAUUCAAAUGUUCUUAUGGAGGGGAUCUCAUUGUUGCCAUGUCCAUGAAUACACUUCCAAUCUAUAUAAACAGUGUAACCUAAAGUUUGAGCUUCUCAUGACUUUUAAUGUGGAUUAUGUGGGCAGUAUCCUUGUAUCAAGUUUGAAACUUGUCCAUGAUAUGUAUUUGUAUUAUCUAA